Molecule: messenger RNA, 684 nt
Organism: Paramecium sonneborni
Lineage: Eukaryota; Ciliophora; Oligohymenophorea; Peniculida; Parameciidae
Source: the annotation of a GenBank genome assembly
AUGUUGAAUUCAACUUCAUCAAACUAAGAUGAAAUAAUCCUAAAAUCAUCAAGAAGGUUUGUACUUGGAGAUCAAGUAAAGGAAUUAGAAUCUAUUCCUAUCUAUAGACCAAUAAGAUCGAAUAAAAAAAUUAAAUUAACACUUGUAACAAAUUAACCUUUUACUUAAUCCAAAAUAUGUUAUAUUUGUCGUAAAAGCUGCUAAAUAAAAUUAUGUAAAUGUGAUGACGUAUAAUAUCAUCCCGAUUGUGUUAUUGCUUAGAUGAAAAAACCUUCAUCUUCAAUAUCAAAUUUACAAUGUCCUUCUUGUUUAUAUUUCUUUAAAACUGAAAUUAAAAAUAAAAAGUAUCACAUAAUCUGAAAUUUUAGAUUUCAUUUAAGAAAGAAUAAUCGUAAUUGCACAGUGUUUUUCGCCAUCUCAAUAGUUAUUCUCUUUAUCAUAAUAGGAGUAUUAUGGAAUAGACUUACAACAUAAUUGAUAAUCAUCUUAUUUAUAAUUAAUAUAGUGCUCUCUUUAAUUGCAUUAUAUUGUUAUAAAAAAAUUUAUUACUUAGAAAUAGAUUGGAGGUUAGUAACAGCAGAAGAUGUACCAACGAAUCCAGAGGCUUUUAAUAAUGCAAAAAUGAUAUUUCAAGCCUUUGAUACAAAUACUGCUCAUUAUAUCUUUGAUACUGAAAUGUAAUGA